AUGAGGCUCGAUACGAAACAUAUGCGAUAUCUGACCCCCGAAGACUGGAGGACCCUCACAGCCGUUGAGACGGGCUCAAAGAACCACGAAGUCGUCCCUACAGCGCUCAUCGGACAAAUAUCUGGGCAGCGAGGAGGGGUACAUAAAAAUAUAUCUGCGCUGGCGAAAGUCGGACUGAUCGCACGUCUCAAGAAUGCCAAAUAUGAUGGAUACCGCCUGACCUACGGAGGACUCGACUACCUUGCCCUUAAUACAUACCGCAAGCGCAAAGAUGUCUACAGCGUCGGGAAUCAGAUUGGUGUGGGCAAGGAGAGUGACAUCUUUGUAGUGGCAGACGAGCAGGGAGUUCAGAGAGUUUUGAAGAUACACAGAUUGGGGCGCAUAUCUUUUCGAACGGUCAAGGCGAAUCGAGAUUACUUACGGAAUCGAUCAUCGGGUUCUUGGAUGUACAUGUCCAGACUGGCAGCACUCAAAGAGUUUACCUUCAUGACGGCAUUGCGAGACAACGGGUUCCCAGUUCCAGAACCUCUGGCUCAGUCAAGACAUACGAUAGUCAUGUCAUUGAUUGAUGCUUUUCCCAUGCGCCAAAUAUCAUCAGUUCCAGACCCGGCUUCUCUCUACGCUGAACUCAUUGCCAUGAUAAUGCGCCUCGCACAAUACGGACUUAUCCACGGCGACUUCAACGAGUUCAAUAUUCUGAUCAAGGAGGAGAUAAAGAAGGAGACCGUGGAUGAUAAGACGACUGAAACCCUUGUUCUCACUCCAAUCCUCAUUGACUUUCCUCAAAUGGUCUCAGUUGACCACGGAAAUGCCGAGUACUAUUUCGACCGAGACGUGAACUGCAUUAAGCGAUUCUUUGAAAGACGUUUUCAUUUUACAAGCGAUGCGAAGGGCCCAUACUUCAAGGAUGCGAGAAAAUUGAUCGGGAAGGAUGGUGUCACCAGACUCGAUGUUUCAGUAGAGGCGUCUGGAUUCUCAAGAAAGAUGGCCAAAGAGCUCGAGGCGUACAUGAAAGAAGUUGGCGUUGAUGGUGAUGGCGAUCCAAAUGCAGCUCGUGGCGAUGAGGAAUCCUCGGAUGGUGAAGGUGGAACGAGUGAAGAGGAUGCAGAUGCCGUGGAAGAUGGACAGGAAGUCCAAAGUGAUCGCGAGACCAAAGGAUGCAGCCCACCUUCCCAACACACAACCGAGUACGAAUCAACUGGUUUGAAGGAUAGCCUGGGAAAUGACAUUCUGAUAUCAAAACUUGAAAUCAAGGAUGGAACUUGA
Molecule: messenger RNA, 1266 nt
Organism: Cadophora gregata
Lineage: Eukaryota; Fungi; Ascomycota; Leotiomycetes; Helotiales; Ploettnerulaceae
Exons: 1
Coding region: 1-1266 (421 amino acids)
Biological process (GO): protein phosphorylation; maturation of SSU-rRNA
Cellular component (GO): cytosol; nucleus; preribosome, small subunit precursor
Molecular function (GO): protein serine/threonine kinase activity; ATP binding
Source: RefSeq, a predicted model, not a curated record